AUGCACAAGUUUUAUUGUGUAGAGGCAAAUUACACCGUGAAAACCAGAACAGGCGAGGUGGUGGGUGGAGACACCGACGCCAAGGUCUACAUCGCUCUUGUGGGUGACAUUGACGCGACUCAAUUUGUGCGUUUGAAGUACAGUCACGCUGAUACUGGACGAUUUCGUGUUGGACAAGAGGACAUUUUCCACUUUAGUGGUCCUUUUGUAGGAAAGAUGGAGUCGGUAAGGUUGAUGCUAGAGAGACGAGACGAGAAGUGCGCAUGGUACUUAAAACACCUUUCCAUAACGGUGAAUGAGGUAUCGCUGCGGUAUCACUUCAACAUUGACCGAUGGCUGUCCAAGCAUAAACAUGAUGACAAAAAAGUGUACGAAUUCACACCCUCCUCAAUCGAGCGCAUCUACUCAGCUGUGCCUUAUGAAAUAACCUUCUACACCGGAGAGGCCUCCAACUGUGGAAAGGAUGCAGUGGUUCACCUCCAAGUCUUCGGCACCAAAGGCGCAAAGCAAACAGAAGUGCUGUUGUUUAAGACGGAUGGAGGAGCAUUCAAUGCUGGCAGUGUAGACAAAUUUAUUGUAAGUUAA
Messenger RNA from Hydatigera taeniaeformis, 585 nucleotides. The record is from the annotation of a GenBank genome assembly. NCBI's taxonomy places the organism in Eukaryota, Metazoa, Platyhelminthes, Cestoda, Cyclophyllidea, Taeniidae.